Molecule: messenger RNA, 2283 nt
Organism: Capsella rubella
Lineage: Eukaryota; Viridiplantae; Streptophyta; Magnoliopsida; Brassicales; Brassicaceae
Product: receptor like protein 42
Exons: 2
Coding region: 1-2283 (760 amino acids)
Molecular function (GO): protein binding
Source: RefSeq, a predicted model, not a curated record
AUGUCUAAAUCGCUUAUGCGUUUGAAUAUUCUCUUGAUGCUGCUCUUACUCUCUUGCUUUUUCACUUUUGGUGACCUUAUUGCCGAUCUUGUUGCUUGUGGUCCUAACCAGAUGCAAGCCUUUACGCAGUUCAAGAACGAGUUUGAUACUCAUUCUUGCAACCACACUGGCUCCUUCAAUGGGGUGUGGUGUGAUAACUCCACUGGCGCGGUCACGAAGAUACGACUUAGUGCCUGUCUCAGUAGAACUCUUAAAUCCAAUAGUAGCCUCUUCCAAUUUCAUCAUCUUCGUUACCUUUCUCUCUCACACAACAACUUCAACCCUUCUUCACUCCCUUAUGAAUUUGGCAAUCUCAACAAACUAGAGUAUUUGUCUGUAGCCUCUAAUAGCUUCUUUGGUCAAGUUCCUUCCACAAUUAAUAACCUAACCCAGUUAACCAAAUUGCGCCUUGCCUUUAACGACUUCACUAGUUUUCUUCCACUUGUUCAAAACCUAACCAAGCUCUCCAUGCUAAAUCUUUAUUGUAAUCACUUCUCUGGAACAAUCCCUUCUUCUCUCUUCACUAUGCCUUUCUUAUCAUAUCUUUAUUUAGGUUUUAACAAUCUCAAUGGUUCUAUUGAAGUUCCUAACUCCUCUUCAUCCUCAAAUCUCAAAACACUCGACCUUUCUUUCCUUAAAACAAGCUACCCAAUUGACUUAACUCUCUUCUCCUCUUUCAAAUCUUUGUUGGUCCUAGAUCUUUCUGGUGUUUGGAUAUCUCAGGCUAGUUUAAGUUCGGAUUCAUACAUCCCGACGACCCUGGAAGCGUUACGUUUGAAAUACUGCAACAUCAGUGAUUUCCCAAACAUCAUAAAGACACUUCGUAAUUUGGAGUAUAUUACCGUAUCCCACAAUAGAAUUAGUGGGAAAAUACCAGAGUGGUUAUGGAGCCUUCCUCGUCUUAACGCAGUGUCCAUUGAUGACAACUUUUUCACUGGCUUCCAAGGUUCAUUAGAAGUUUUAGUAAACUCAUCGGUGCAAAUCUUAAAUUUGGAUUCAAACAGUAUUGAAGGAGCACUUCCCCAUCUACCACUAUCUAUCAACUACUUCGAUGCGGAAAAUAAUAGAUUCAAAGGCGACAUACCUCUUUCAAUUUGCAAGAGAAGCUCACUUGUGUUACUUAAUCUAAACUACAACAACUUGACAGGUCCAAUUCCUCCAUGUCUCAGUAACUUAUCGAUUUUGAAACUCCGGAAGAACAACUUGGAAGGACGUAUUCCAGACAUGUACUAUUCCGUCGACGCAUCGCUACGGUCACUCGACGUUGGCUACAAUCAUUUAACCGGAAAGCUUCCAAGGUCUCUUCUAAAUUGCUCAACACUACAGUACCUAAAUGUGGAACACAACAAAAUCAAAGAUACAUUUCCUUUCUCCCUUAAGACUUUACCAGAACUGCAAGUGCUUAUCCUCGGUUCAAACAAAUUCUAUGGUCCUAUAUCUCCUCCGAAUCAAGGUCCUUUAGGCUUUCCACAAUUGCGGAUACUUGAUAUAGCUGACAAUAAAUUCACCGGAAGCUUGCCCGCAAAUUUUUUUAUCAAUUGGAAAGCAUCAUCACUCACGAUGAAUGAAGAUUUGGGCCUAUAUAUGGUAUAUGAAAAGGUUAUUUACGAGGUAUAUUAUCUUACCUAUCUAGAAACAAUAGAUAUACAAUAUAAAGGUCUGUCUAUGAAGCAAAAAAGGGUCCUUACAUCCUCCGCCACCAUUGAUUUUUCCGGAAAUAGACUUGAAGGAGAAAUUCCUGAAUCUAUCGGUUUCUUGAAGGCACUAAUCGCACUCAACUUAUCGAACAACGCCUUCACAGGCCAUAUUCCUCUAUCUUUGGCCAAUCCUAUGAAGCUAGAGUCACUAGACCUAUCAAGUAACCAACUCUCAGGUACUAUUCCUAAUGGACUAGGGACUCUCUCAUUCUUGGCGUACUUGAACGUUUCUCACAACCAACUCAUUGGUGAAAUACCACAAGGAACACAGAUAACCGGGCAGCCAAAAUCGUCAUUUGGAGAAAAUGCAGGGCUUUGCGGUUUUCCUCUUGAAGAAAGUUGCUUUGGGACUAAUGCACCAUUAACACAUCAGCCUAAAGAAGAAGAAGAAGAAGAAGAAGAUGAAGAAGAGGAACAAGUGUUGAACUGGAAAGGUGUGGCAAUAGGGUAUGGGCUUGGAAUGUUACUUGGAUUGGCAAUAGCACAAAUCCGCCCCUGGUACAAACCAGAAUGGCUAGUUUUUCUGGUUACGUGCGGAAAACGUUAA